This is a messenger RNA of Fomitopsis serialis, 558 nucleotides long. RefSeq lists its product as uncharacterized. The record is from RefSeq and is a predicted model, not a curated record. NCBI's taxonomy places the organism in Eukaryota, Fungi, Basidiomycota, Agaricomycetes, Polyporales, Fomitopsidaceae. Bases 1 to 558 code for a protein of 185 amino acids. The transcript is spliced from 4 exons.
AUGGCGCACCGCGCAUCGAUCGUCGACCCCACUGGUGGUUGGUUUAGGUACCUCAAAUUGAGUCCCAGUGGAAGGAGUUAUCUCAUCAUGGCUUACGACGAGCAUGUCACAUAUGAAGCCGUUCAAAUUGGGCUACGCCGCGAGUUCGAACAUGAAGGCGAGCCUCUUGACGGCAAGAAGGCUCGCCUGUUUUUCGUCCAGCUCCCCAGCCGCCACUAUGCUUUGUUGGUCAAGGCUCACGACCCGCGUUCCGAGGCCGAGGGGAAAUUCCACAGGCUGAUCUUGACCGAGAAUACCUUCUUCACGUUCACUGAGGGUCGGGCCACCGUGCAAUGGCUGCAGGGCAAAAUUUUAUUCACAGUCCAGUUCAACAGCAGCGAUGCUCUGUGGACUCUGAUCAGAUGCGUGCACCAAGCCCGCCAUACCGCCGUCGACAACCUUGGUAUGGACACUAUCGAGGAAGAAGUCGAUGCUCUCGAAGCUAGACUGAAACAUCUGGAGGAGAUCGCUUUCGCUUCUACCUUAGAAGCCAUGACGUCGGACCUCGAUCAUUCAUAA